Cicer arietinum (chickpea) is the source of this 765-nucleotide messenger RNA. The record is from RefSeq and is a predicted model, not a curated record. NCBI's taxonomy places the organism in Eukaryota, Viridiplantae, Streptophyta, Magnoliopsida, Fabales, Fabaceae.
AACACUUUUAUCCUGGUAUAUGCUUUUUGAAACUGAUGGGGUGGGAAAGUAAAGUAGCAUAUGCAUAUGAAAUGCUCUCUUGCUUUUGCUUAUCGAGGAGUACUCCAUUCUCAUGGAUGGCUUCUCCUUUUGCUCUCUUGCUUCCUUUUUCAACUUACAAACUCUUUGAUUUUGUUGGGUUUCUCUCUUUCUUCUUCACAUUUCUAGCACUGAUUUUGUCCACUAUUAUCUACAUAUGGAAACACAAAUCUGAUGAAAAUGUUUUGACUUCUGAGGUGAAGAAGAGUUCACACGAUGAAAGUGAAAAUUUUGCAACAACUUCAAUGCUCAUAAAUGAAUCUAUGAUUGAAUUAGAACAAGGUAGUGAUGAUUCAAUUUCUGAUGAGGAAAGUCUCAUAGAAAUUGCACUUCCAAGUGGACACUUUAUGGAUCAACAGAAUAAGAAGGAAUUAUCAUAUGAUCAGUCCCUUUUUGAUCAACAAAGUUUGAUGGAAUUCUUAGCUGAAUUUAAUGAAAUGUUUGAGGAAGAGAAUUUAAUAGAGAUUGAUAUAUCCAUGGGUUCAAUCAAGCAGUGCUCAAGGUUUGAAAUACAAACAUAAUACAUAAGUAAUUACCACUAUGUAUGUUAUGUUAUAUCAAGUUUUUUCUUUUAUUUUUUCAUCCAACUUCUAAUAUAUUUGGUUGGAUUUGGAAUGUAACGUGUUGUUGUUGUUAUUAAUGUUGUGCAAUAAACUUUGGAUCCCUGUUAAAGGGAAUCUAUUAUUA